Molecule: messenger RNA, 2998 nt
Organism: Cimex lectularius (bed bug)
Lineage: Eukaryota; Metazoa; Arthropoda; Insecta; Hemiptera; Cimicidae
Product: sodium- and chloride-dependent transporter XTRP3
Exons: 12
Coding region: 422-2413 (663 amino acids)
Biological process (GO): sodium ion transmembrane transport
Cellular component (GO): plasma membrane
Source: RefSeq, a predicted model, not a curated record
GGGGCGGAAGAAGUAUAUUCGGCUUCUCAGUUGACCCCAGGCCCAAAACGGAACAGCGUCCACGCCGGGGGAUAAACCGCAUGUGCCAUGAAAUAACUGAGAAGGACUCACGAAACCACAAAAACAACGAUAUAACCCUUGCAAGAACAAAGAAAGAUAUACGCCGAGUGUUUUUGUUUCCCGAUAUCAAUUAAGGUUGGGGGUGGUAAGUUCCGUCACACCUUGUGAAAGCAAAAAAACAAAAAAAAAAAAACCACCGCGGUUGCCAAAAUUGUGAAACAUUUUCUACUAGAAGAAACCUGUUAACUGCGAAUCUGUACGUUUUCAUCUGAAGGAACAAGGAUUGAAAAUGAAUAUCGCAUCCACCUGACAGUUGCGGGUAAAUCAGUCAUCGCCGUCCGGGGUGGAGGAGGGGUGAAGAAUGAGGAAUUCCGAGGAGAUCGGGACGGAGUUGGGCCCGGUGAACGGCGGCAUCCGGGUUGUCGUCCACUCCGAAGAACAGGGAGAUGUCCCGGAGAGGGCGUCCUGGGACAACAAGGUCCAAUUUAUGCUCAGCAUCAUCGGGUAUUCCGUCGGCCUGGGGAAUAUCUGGAGGUUUCCGUAUCUCUGCCAGCAAAAUGGAGGAGGUGCGUUCCUUAUUCCGUUUGCGAUUAUGCUUAUCCUCGAAGGCAUUCCGUUAUUCUUGAUUGAGCUCGGGAUUGGGCAGAAGAUGCGUUUGGGCGCCCUCGGAGCGUGGAACACGAUCCACCCUUGGCUAGGAGGCUUGGGCGUCGCUUCCUGCACGGUCACUUUCUUCGUCGCCCUCUAUUAUAACGUCAUCAUCACUUGGUGCUUCUAUUACCUCUUCAAUUCUUUCAGAAGUCCCCUCCCUUGGGCAGAAUGCCCAAUGUUAAACGAAACGACCGUCGUCCCCGAGUGUGAGAAAUCGUCGGAGACCGCCUAUUUCUGGUACAGGACGACCCUCGACGUCUCCCCGAGCAUGGACGAUUUCGGUGGUAUGAAAUGGUGGAUCGUCCUCUGUCUACUGCUCGCUUGGAUCGUCGUAUUUUUUAUUGUCAUGAAGGGCAUCCAAUCGUCUGGAAAGGUGGUUUACUUUACUUCAAUGUUUCCGUACAUCGUGUUGACCAUAUUCUUCAUUAGAGGUAUAACACUGAAAGGGGCCGGAGCAGGGCUGAUGCACAUGUACACGCCGAAGGUGGAAAAGCUGUUGAAUCCGAACGUUUGGCUUGACGCGGCAACUCAGGUCUUUUAUUCUUUCGGUCUGGCGUUCGGUUCGCUCAUCGCCUUCGGGAGCUACAACCCGCCGAAGAACAACUGCGUCCGGGACGUGAUCCUCGUCUCCAUCUGCAACGCCCUCACCGCCAUUUACGCCAGUCUCGUCGUUUUCGCGAUUCUCGGAUUCAAGGCGAUGCUGAACUACGAUAAAUGUCUUCUGCACAACAAAAAUCACAUCAUGGAGUUGAAGAAUCAAGGAAAAAUCAUACCCAUUGAGAUUAUCGAUCAAGUCAACAACAUGGAGCCACCGAAUUCGACCGCGUACGAUUUGGAAAUGUGCAGCUUGGCCAAACAGCUAGAUCAGGCGGCAGAAGGUACAGGGUUGGCGUUCAUAGUAUUCACCCAAGCUAUCGUCGAACUCCCUGGAGCACCUUUCUGGGCCAUCAUAUUCUUCCUGAUGCUACUCAGUCUCGGGAUCGGUUCGCAGAUCGGCAUUCUAGAGGGUAUGCUCUGCACAAUAUUCGACAUCGAUAUAUUCAAGAGGAUAAGGAAACCUUAUCUUACGGGUUUCGUCUGUCUCAUUUGCUUCAUCGUCGGAUUGAUUUUCACGACCGGUGCUGGCGAAUAUUGGCUUAAACUUUUCGACUCUUUCGCCGGGACAAUCGGCCUCGUGGUCAUCGCUCUUUUGGAAAUGAUCGCUGUCAUAUUCAUUUACGGACACGAGAAGUUCACACAGGACAUCGAAGACAUGACCGGGUACAGGCCGGGGAUUUACUGGCAGGUGACUUGGCGUUUCCUCGCUCCCGUGAUUAUGACGUGCAUCCUCAUCUCUUCAAUCGCCUUCCGAAUAAUAAAAAAAUCAACUUACAUGGCCUGGGAUAAGAACAAGGGUGAAACUGUUGAACUGGAAUAUCCAGGAUGGGUGAUGGCCAUUGCUCUGUGCAUCGUGUUGGCCUCGAUUCUCCCGAUCAUCUGCGUCUUUCUACUCAGGCGAUUCCAGUUCUUGAAGCUCGACGUGGACAUCCACCAGGGAGCGAUCAGGAGGAUAGACACGACCGUCUCUACUAGGGAAAUGAUGGCAGAUGUCGACAUGGACGAGUACGACUCCGAAGGGGACGAGGACGAGGAGGAGGACAUGAACCGUUUAGGGCCCAACGCGAAGGGCAAGACCUUUAAAAUGGAGGUGAUGGACUUUUAGCAGAAGGCCCGGGGUCCUGUGCAGCUGUAAAGAAGAGCCAGUCGGCUCGCACGUCAUUUUAACGGCACAAGACAUUGUAAAAGACCCCUUUACAUAACGAAAAAUUAAAACGACUAGCUCCUCCGUCGGGGCGCCUCGGGGAAUUCGUAAGGAAAACCUUACCACCCGAAUCAAGACAAUACUAGUAUGGAUAUUAAGUGGAGAUUAUUUGCUUUUUUUUAGAUGUGUAAAAAACGAGUUAUCCACCUCCGGACGGUCCCGGCUUUUCAGGUCGAAAAUUACCUGUAUAUAAUAAAAAUGAUUUAAAAAUAAGAGAAAAAAAGCUCUUUCCAAAAUUAACGUUAUACGAGUUACAGCAAAACAAAAAUUAAAAAUUAAAAUAUGAGUGGGUUAAACCGUAGAUUUUAGUUUUAGAAGAAAAAAAAUUAAGAAUGUUAAAUCGAUUAGGCAAAACCUAAAGGAAUCACAUAGCAUUUAAUAUAUGUUAUACGUAAAUGUAAAAUAAAUCACAUAGUUAGGAAAUAUGUUAUUUUUGGAAAGAGGCGAAUUUUAUUUCUAAUUAUUAUGGUAUUUUAUAAAUUAUGA